GUCUGGUAUCCGGUGUGUCUCCAUUAUCUGGUCUAGGGAAUCUGUGCCUGCCUUCUCCACGAAGCAAACUUCUCCAACCUAGAACCCUCCAGAUGCGAUGAACGCCUAUAGUUCUCGCCAGCGCGGCAAGGACGUGUCGGAUGGGAGGCUGACGAUUUUAGCUCAGUGCAUCUGGACGGCGCCAGGAUGCUCAUGCUGGUCAAGUGGAAAUGCAGCUGGUGAGGCUUGCAGACACAGCGAUGGAGAGAAUACAGAUGCUGGAUUUCUUUGUGUCAGUAUGCAGGUAUCAGAACGUGAUGGUGGAUUGUCCACAGGAAAUGGAUUAGACAGCCCCACAGCAUCCGAUGCCCAGCAAGUUUCACCCUCUCACCCCAAGCCUCCUUCCCUGGACCUCUUUAAUCUGGUGGUAUCCUAUAAGCAGCUGGAGCUGUACCUGGAACCACUGCAGGAUGUUGUUGAAGGAGUGUGGUUCCUCCUCAGCUGGCAGAUGCCCUUCUGCUCUCUCCUUACUUGCUUGGGGGUCAACUUUCUGCUGCUUACUCUGAGUGAAGCUGCUUGGUAUGGGCUGUGUGUCCUGCUGAUCUCAGUGCCUGCCAUGCUCGGCUAUCUACAGGAAACAUGCCGCAUCCGUCUGACUGAAGAGCAGCUGGCACGCCGUAGGUAUCACAGUGUACGGCGAGAGGAUGUGAGAAAAGUUCAACUUUCUCGAAACGAGGCUGUGGCUGAAGUCAAGGGCUUCCUGAUCCGAUUAGAAGCCCUCCUGAACAGGCUCUGUGGUGGCUGUGAAGCAGCUUACCGUGUCCUCUUCUGGGAGAACCCUACGGUCUCCUCCCAGUUUUAUGGGAUACUGAUGGGUUCAGUUUGUGCCCUUUACCUGCUGCCCCUCUGCUGGAUCUUUGUUCUUCUUAAUAGUGCCCUAUUCUUGGGCAAUGUGGCAUUUUAUCAAGUGAUGCUGGACCUAAAGUCAGCUGUAGAGCAGCGCUUGGGCUUCAGAUCCAUCCCUGUGGCUCCAGAGCCGGAAGAGCUGGAUGUUGGAGAAGUGGGAGCUAGUGUCUUGCCAGACUGGACACCUACACUGGCUGGUACUGAGGAUCUGACCCCUGGCAGUGUGGAGGAAGCAGAGGAAGCAGAACCUGAUGAUGAAUUCAAGGAUGCAAUUGAGGAGGAGGAUGACAUCUCCCAGGGUUCAGGAGAGUUUGAACUUGGCCUACCUGACAGUCCCUUUAUGAGCAAGAACGAAGUGAUUCGUAGCAGGGUGUCACGGUUGACAGAACGUCUGCGCAAACGCUACCCAACCAACAACCUCGGUACUGGACUGAAAGAUGGACAUGGAAACUGUGCAAGUUGUUCUGCCACUUUCUCUGUAUUGAAGAAGAGGCGAAGCUGCAGUAAUUGUGGGAACAGUUUUUGCUCCAGGUGCUGUUCUUUCAAAGUUCCCAAGAGCUACAUGGGGGCUACAGCUCCUGAUGCCCAGCGGGAGACGGUCUUCGUAUGUGGGCAGUGUAACCAAGCACUCACCAAGUGAGACGCCAGUAUGGAAUCCAGUCUUCAGAUGAAUCUGCUGUGGAUCUUACACUACACUAGCUGCUACUUGGAGGGAGUCAAGCAACCGCACUGCUUCUUUUCUUCCUCCCUAUACUUGUAAUAGGAGGGGGCCAGCACAUCUAACCUGCUGACUGCUCUGUGUGCUCCCGCUCUCUUUCUUGUAAGCAACUGAGGAGGUUCCUGCAAUCCUGAUUGUGUGGAGAAUUCUUUAUGCACUAAACUACUGUAGGCUUCCUUCCCUCCUCCCAAAUCCAAGAGCAAACAUUUCUUUUCUAGUCUGUGGCCCCAAUUUUUUUCUGGAGCUUGGCUGACAGGAGGUUGGCUGUCCUCAUUUUUGCAAAGUCACUCUUGGCAUUUGGACUCCUCAAACCUCUCAAAGUAUGUGUUCUACUGUUGCUAAGGUGCCAUCCCUCUGUGUGUGUGUGUGUGUGUGUGUGUGUUCUGAAAUGGAGGCUGGGUCUUCCUUCAGAUGAUGUUUAUAGUUGGCUCUGAGAGCAGGCUUUGCAGUGCCAAGAGGACCAACUGUUGUUGUCCAACCAGUGAUGUAGCUGGAUCUACUUUUUCUCCCUAUCCCAGGUGAGGACAAUGUUUCUCUCCCUUCCCCACCUCCAUGCCACUGACUUUGCUUUUCUUAGUUUUUAGCUACAGCUCCUUAGCAUGGUCAAACUAGGAUCUGGAAAAUGUGUGCUUUUCAUCCCUGCAUUGUUAGAAGACAGAGGCUGCUGUAGUUAAUCAGAGUUCUUGCUAAAGCAAAGCCUAACUGAAAGACAGGGAGCUUCCUCAGGAGGUGGAUCCCUUCUACAGAAGUGGAAUGUUUUUGGACUAUUGCAGAGUAAUAAAUAUCCUAACAAUAAACAGUAUCCUUGGGUAGUAAAGCCAACAUUUUCAGAGUCUGAAGUAAUUUUUAUUGCUGUGAGGGCUAGAGGGGUGAUAUAGCAGGAUCCCUGCUAUGGAUACACAUUUCUGGAAGAAGAGCAUUAGCAUACAGAUAGAACAAUGGAACAUAGGAUGUGUGAUGGGGAAUAACAGAAUGGGAGUAGUUCAUUGGGACAUACAGGAUAUGGUGGUCUCAAAAAAACAGACAAAUGUGUCUAUAAUGUGCUGAAGCAUGUGGAAUAUGAGAUGGAGCAUAACAGAUGUAAUCCCAAAUGCCAAGAGGAAGUGUUUUGUGGAGCUGGCAGUAUCUUGGACAGUCCCUUUGAGACUCAACCAUGGUGAGGUAUUGAGUAUGCCUGAUGGAAAUACAACUGAGAAUGCCUUUUGCUUUGGGGACAUUAGGAACAUAGAUACAAAAACAGUCUGGAAAUAGAUUUAGAACACUGUACUUUUGAUUUAAUAGAUAAACUGAAUUUCCCUCUUCUGAUUGUGGACAGUUGUACAUAUCAUCAAAGGCAUCUGCUAAAAAUAUAUUCCAGGACUAGGUGGAUUCUUUGAGUUGUGAAGUGACAUUUUAUAAAUCUUCACAGUAAAUUAGGGACUCCCAACAUUUUUGAGUUGCUUGGAUCAUUUGGAAUUUUGAGUUGUGGAUGCUCAUUUAAAAUAACUGUUGGGGUGGGAGAAAGGAUUUUGGCUGCCUUGGGGGACAUAGCUAUUACAUGGCUCCAGGUCAUUAGGAUGCUCCCUCCUCUCUGCUUCUCUCACAUACUCCUGGUUCUCUGCUGCUUCUGCUAACCUUUUUCUGGAGAGGUGGCUAUUUCCAGGUGAAGUUCUGAAGAGCAGUAUCAUAAAGAUGAUGCUGAAGGUUGGCAUUUUUCUUUAUAAUGCCAGUUUCCCAAUUGUAACGUAUUAUUUUUUUAAUAUGUAAUGUGUGGUGCAAGCAGGAGCCUAGGAGCUCCCAUGAGAGGGGUCUCUGUGCAGAUGCGAGCUCCCAUGAGAAACAUGGGUUAUGAAUUGUAUAAAAAUUAAAACUUCCUGUCUACUUCCUGCCAUCUUUUAAAAUGACAAAAACACCUGAGACUUUGGUGUCUAUAAAACACAUUUGUGAAGUAAGUCCCACCAGUAGCACUUUUAAUUAGGCUUUAGAUUGUUAAUUUAUAGAAGAGGUGAAUAGAUCUAUUCAUCCCACCCUCCUAUCAGCAUUUAAAAAUUGAUUAGUAGGCUACUGGAGAAAUGAGGUCUGUGUAAGUAAAAAUACAGCAGUAAUAAUAUAUUACUUAAGACUUUGUACACCACUCAUACAAUAUUUCUAAUAAUUUCCUGUGUCACUGAUACAGUAUGAGUUUUUAAAACUUGACCAAAUGAGGAACUCCUCUCCUCCCCCUGCUCCAAACUGCACAUAUAAAACUGCCCUGGGGUAGGUCAGUUUACUGUAUCCUGAUAGUUGUUGCCAAAUCCUCUUGCUAAGGUAAUGUAAAGCUUUUAUUACUAUAUUUAUUAAUUGUCAUUUGACUGGAAAUAUAAGGAAACAGUGCUGCUGCUGGCCACACUGAAGAGUCAGAGAAACUAAUCAUAGUGGGUGCUGAAGGGGGCAGAGGUCAGGGUCAGAGCUGUUACAGAGUGAGGCCUUGAGGUCUCAGCCAGCUCCAGGGCAUUUCUUGUGUGGCUUAAUAGCUUUUUCACAUUAAAAAUGGUGUCAUUUUGCCUAUUGCUCUCAAGUUAAAAAUUUAAAGGGUAAUUUUAAAAGUAAAUUAACUUGAUGAAGUCUGUACUUUUUCUCCCUUGAAUGCAAAAGUAUUCAUCAUUGGUAAAGUUGAGAAAAUAGCUAGAGUAAUAGCUAGUGUUUUUUUCCCAGCAAGUUAGAAUUGGAAUUUGGUUGAAGCAUUCCUUUUUCCAAAAUGUAACUUUACUUAAAAAUAAGUGCCAGGGUUGGAUAGAUGAGACCGAAACCAUGAAGUGUUAUAAUUAUAGUCCAAGUCUGCUAUUAUUUGAAGGAUUAAUAAUACUUUAAGCAUAAUGAUGAUAGGGUUAAUCAGCAUAAUGUUGAUUUCAGAAACCAGUAUGUUGUAACUUAGAUUGGUGCUAGAAGUUAGUUAUGAGAGAUUUUGCUAAUCUCAGAGGAGCUAAAUACUUCUAACUCAGUGAAGAUCAAUUACAAUAAUAAAAAUAAGUUUCUUAUGAAUACUUAAUUAACAAUAAAAUCAUAAAGACAUUUAUACAGAGAACCCCUUGUUGAAUUCAAAGCUUGAUUCUGAGGAACUGAAAUUAAAUUCUAGGAUGGAGGUGGCAUGUAAAUGCACAAUAGUAAUGCUUCAUCUUAAUUCUAUUAAAGAGGCUAACUUCUGUGGUCUGAUGUAUAGAAAUGAUAAAUGUUAUUGCAUAAAGCAGGGCUCUAUUGCUCCCAUGUCUUUAAGCAAAUAUGGGUCUCACACUGGCAGAUUUAGUAGAAACCAGCCCUAAACUGUUGUAGAGGAACUAUAAAUCAGAAGACAUAAUUUAUGGGAUAAUAACUGGUGGUGUUUGUGAGUAGGAUACUUUUUCCAUAACUUUUCUUUGGAGAGGGAGAAUUGACUUUUUAAAAGAGUUUGUGUUACAUAGUCUGAGAGCGGAAUGAAGAGGUUUUGUUUACAAGAAUAGAUGUAAGUUGUAGCAUGAUUUAAGAGGAUGUUUUGAAGAAGAAUGAGACAAAGGUAGUAAUUGAUAGAGAAGGUUGAACAAAGGGAAUUCCAGAGCUGUGCUGUUGUGUCAGCAAAACCUUUAUGCUUCCAACUUUCAGAAUUGUGUGUGUGUGUGUGUGUGUGUGUUUGAGAUGACUUUAUGAGGGAAAGACCUGAUCAGUCUUUCAAAGAUCAUUAUAGAUGGAAUUAUGAGAUGCUUCCUUGUUGGUGGUUGAAAGUUGCAGAUGAUAUGUAGGGGAUACUGUACACAAUUAAUGCAAUUAAGAAAUGCUAGUUGUGAAGCUUAAAUGGGGAAGUGUGUUUUGUCAGUUUUUAACAAUUGUAUUUUCAUUUUCUUCAUUUAAUUAGCAAAUAGUUACCACCUUGCAAGGAAUAUUACAGAUUACAUUAGAAGUAGUUAAAUCUGAAGAUUUAGGAACUAAAAGCCCUCAUCACUCCAAAAUAUCGUAUCUUUGGAGGCAAUCCCAGGUUCUGGCACAGCAUUAGGUCUGGGGUACAAUGGAGGAUGGAGAAUUGAAACCAAGCCACCAAUACUGUUGCUACUGUUGCUUGCAGUGGCAGCAUAUAACCCCAAAGAUAAAGACUUUCUAGGGAAAAAGAAAGUGAAAGAAAAGACAUGGAUGGAAGGCAAACUAAGAUAUAGACUCCUGCAACUUAUUAGAAAUAUUCAGGGUCAGUGCAAUAUAAUGCUCUUUUCUUACACAACUGAUUCUUAAGAGAUAACUCUCAAAGUGCUAUUUUUUCAAAUUCUGUCUGCUGCAAAUUACUCUUUCUCUUCUGCAUAUCUUUCUCUUUCCUUCCUUCCCUCCGCCCCCCCCCCCCAAUUUUUGUUCUAAAACUUCAGGGAUGUCCAUUUCUUCACCUACAAAAAUUCACCUAUUAUAGACAAAUAUUUAAGAGUUGCGGCAACAAUGAUAGCAGCCAGCAGUCUUGAUCUCCACAAUGUGCAUGUGUGUGUCAUGUAAGAGAGAUGUAAACUUUGCAGACUUCCACAUCUUAAAGUCCACAUAUCUUAGAAGUGCUGAGAUUGAGAAACACUGCUAUAGAGUAUCUGAGACAGUUUUUUUCCUGACUGGAAGAUAUCUUCUUAGCCACUCUCUUCUCUCUUCCCUGCAAGUUUUGGCUAGGAGUAAGUCCCUUUGAAAAAUUUAUCUGUGUGCAAGCCAGGAUUACUCCCCUCCAUUUGCUUUGUCUUAGGCAGUUCUCUUGUCCCCCAGCAGUGCUAAUGCUAUGUACGUAUUUCUGUGUCCAGCUGGAAGAGAUGAGGAAGACAACCCCACCCUGUUUGCCAUCUGCCUUGUCUCUUGGUAGUCUGGCAUCCUGCACGUGGACAGGCCUGGUUGAUUUGGCAUCCUUCCUUGAGGUUCCACACAGGAAUAUUUGUUGCUUUAGUAUCGGCACAUAAUAGGUGCAAAAUUUUCAGCAGUCUCUAGGUAGGUAAUGUGGGAAGUGGUAGGGAAAAGACUGAAAGAACAAGGAAGCCAACGGGUAUAUUUUUCAGUGGUAUUCCCCAUAAAUUUGGGAUAGUCAUCCCCUCCCCAGUAUAAUUGAUCAUGGAUAAUCUGGAUGCCUCUUGCUCUGUUUUUUGGACAUAAGACACAAUGCCAUCCUCUAGAGUAAUAUUAGAAAUAGUUCCAAAACCAUAUCCAGCAACUCUGCCUUAACACAUGCCCACAUGAUUCAGCAUAGAGCUGGUAAUGGCAAGGAUGUAUGUAUGUGAAAUUAUGGAUAAAGAGUCACUUUAACUCAAAAGUACUGACUGUCCUCUAGCACCAUCUUGGAGAAAUUUUGCUCAAUCUCUGCUUGAAAUUCUGUUUGGUCUGGAAGAAAGCUAGAAGUGGAAGUUGGGGUUGGAAUUAAAGAAGGCCAAAAUUUGGCCAGUCUUAGUGGAGUCCUAGUUUGAUCAACAUGUAUUUCUUCAAGCACGUGAAAAUAGGAUGAUCUACCAUACUUGGAACUUCAUUCCUGGACUAUUGUUAAAAAAUAAUGUAAUAAGUUGCUUUAGAGUAGGUUGAAAAGAAUGUAUAAAUGAAUGGCUCAUUAAACAUGGAUUUCCUGAUCAUAAUAUUUAUG
This is a messenger RNA of Python bivittatus (Burmese python), 7172 nucleotides long. The record is from RefSeq and is a predicted model, not a curated record. NCBI's taxonomy places the organism in Eukaryota, Metazoa, Chordata, Lepidosauria, Squamata, Pythonidae.